GUCCGAUUCCAAAAGCACAAAAGAGAGAUCCAACAUGAUAAUCACAAUGGAUCCUACUAUCAUGGGCGUGAGAAACCGGUGCUUGGAAAAUACCUAAACAUCUCUACAAACUUAUUUAGAAAUUAGAAUUGGCGCGCGCUUGGGAUUCCAAAGUCAAUAGCGAAAAAACAAAGCUGCUAGGUAUAACGUCUCAAUCGCGCUUCGUGGCAGACAAAUAUACAAAUCAUCAAUACAUCAGAUCAGAUCAUCAUAAUUUUUAAAAUAAUCAAUCUAUCAAUCUUACUACAGAGAGACCCUAAUCCCAAACUUUCCUGCAGCUAUAUCCUUCUCUCCCUCUCCGAUGCCAAACCUCCCCCCCCUCUCUCGAUCGCCUCCGUUAAUGUUACAAUUAUAUGGACAGCUCCGGCGUCGGCGAUUCUCCGAAAUUACCGCCGGAUAAGGAGAGAGAUGCGGAGUCGCCAUGGCCGCCGGUCGUGGUGGAGGCGGAGUGUUUCUCCAAUGUCCGGCUCACAGACGCUCCCAUACUUUUGUUUGUUCAUUUCCACAAGGCACUGCGGGUGGAGAUAGCUGACCUCCGCCGUCUGGCAGUCACGGCCUCCGAGGCUGAGAGUGAGGCUCGUCGACCCGAGCUGGUAGUUGAGCUCCGUCGAAGAUUCGAUUUUCUCAAACUUGCGUAUAAGUAUCACGCAGCUACCGAAGAUGAGGUUAUCUUUCUUGCAUUAGAUACCUGCAUUAGAAAUGUUGCCCAUACAUAUUCGCUUGAGCAUGAAAGCAUCAAUGACCUCUUUGGAACUAUUUUUCAUUGGUUGGACCGAUUGGAGGAAAAUAAAAGUGGUUUGAAGCCCUUUGAGGAACUUGUAGUUUGCAUCGGCACCAUGCAGUCCUCCAUUUGUCAGCAUAUGCUGAAAGAAGAAGAGCAGGUUUUUCCUUUGCUUAUGCAGCAGUUCUCUCCCAGUGAACAGGCUUCACUUGUGUGGCAGUUCAUUUGCAGCGUCCCUGUGAUUGUGCUGGAGGAUUUGUUGCCAUGGAUGUACUCCUUUUUUUGUCCAGACAAACAAGUGGAGACUGUACAAUGCAUCAGACAAAUGGUACCCAAGGAAGAAUCAUUGCAAGAGGUGGUAAUUUCUUGGCUCCUUAGAAAUGAUCAAUCCUCUCCUGGGGCUUGCAUCAGGAUUAGACAAGGAAAUCAGGAUGUACCCAACAAGAUGAAAAGCAUAAUGCAAUUGCAAUCCUCUAAGAGGCUUUUGGAACAAAAUCAACAAAGAAGGAAACAUUGUGUCCAAACUGACGUUGGAAAAAGUCUGGUUGAUUAUCUACAUCUUUGGCAUGUUGCCAUCCAGAAAGAGUGGAAAGAAAUUUUGGAAGAGCUGUAUCAGAUCAGAACCUUAAUCAAUGCUUUAACUGUAGAUUCAAUACUCUUCAGGCUGAAAUUUCUCGCUGAUGUGAUUAUCUUUUACAGCAUUGCAUUGAAGAGGUUCUUUUACCCUGUGUUAAAGCUUGAGAACAAACACAUGUUCACUUCCUCCAAUGAGCAGUCCUCCAUUGAAAAUCACAUAGAAAGCCUACACAAGUUGCUGUAUUGUCAAAAGGACUUACCAUCGUGCAAGUUUGUAGAGAAGCUUUGCCAAGAAAUGAAAUCUUUGGCGAUGGAUCUUACCAAACAAUUUAUUUUUUAUGAAACCGAGGUAUUUCCCUUUAUUAGCAACAACUGCAGCCUUGAAACACAGCUGCAGAUCUUGUACACGAGCCUUCAUGUUAUGCCACUGGGGUUACUGAAGUGUGCAAUCACUUGGUUUGCAGUUCACUUGUCUAAAAAUGAAUCCAGGCCCAUUCUUGAUAGCAUGAAUUUGAGAGAUAUUUUAGCCAACAAAUCUUUCACUUCCCUUUUACUUGAGUGGUUCCAAAUAGGUUAUUCAGGCAAAACCUCCAUGGAAAAUUUCUGCAAGGAUUUGGAGAAAGUGUUCAGGAGCAGAUAUUCUAUUCUACCUGAGCAAAUCAAGGAUGUUGUUUCCUUAUCCUCACAGACUCAGACUUGUAAGGAAUCUAAAUCUAAUAAUAUAGAACUGGUCUCUGCGAAGAAGGGUAAAAAUUUUCUUUCUUAUGCUUUAUCUCCUGGUUCCCACAGAGGUAAGGCAUGUGAAACAUCUUACACUAGCGAAAUAAAUCUGCACAUAUUUUUUCCUGGGACAUUAUGGGCAUCGGAUGCUUUUCUUAAAUUGCCUGGUGGAGAGAGUUCUUCAGCUCCAACUAUCAAUCAACCAAUACCGAUGGAUUUCAUUUUUUUCUUCCACAAGGCUCUCAUGAAAGACUUGGAAAACCUUGUCUUUGGUUCAGUUAAACUAGCUGAAAACUUUGGAUUCCUAACAGAGUUCCACCGACACUUCCAUCUCCUGCAGUUUUGGUAUCAAUUCCAUAGUGAUGCAGAGGAUGAAAUUGUCUUUCCAGCCCUGGAAGCUAAGGAAGAAGUUCGAAACAUUAGCCACUCCUACACCAUUGACCACAAGCUUGAAGUUGAAUACUUUAAUGAAGUUAGCCACUUGUUAGAUAAGAUAUCUGAACUGCGCAUUUCCGCUUCUACUGAUGAUCCGGAAAAGCAGGAUCUGAUACUGGUGAAGCACAAUCGAUUAUGUAUGAAACUCCAUUAUACAUGCAAGUCAAUGCAUAAACUACUGUCUGACCAUGUUCAUCGAGAAGAAGUUGAACUUUGGCCCAUGUUUAGAGAAUGCUUCUCCAUCCAAGAGCAAGAAAAGAUCAUUGGACGCAUGCUAGGGAACAUUAAAGCCGAAACGUUACAAGAUAUGAUACCCUGGCUUCUUGGUUCUUUAACACCUGAGGAACAAUGUGAAAUGAUGUCUUUAUGGCGUAAUGUGACAAAAAAUACAAUGUUUGAUGACUGGUUGCGAGAAUGGUUGGAAGGGUAUGACAUAGCUCAUGUGGCAACGGAGUUGAAUACUUCAUGUAAUCCUGAUCCUCUGGAUAUUAUUGCAACAUAUCUGCCUACAGAAGCCCUUGACAAACAAGGUGAUGAUCUCUAUGAUACCAUUGAGGUUUCACAAAGAGACUUUUAUAGUGUUAAUGUUGAGAAGCAAGAAGAAGAAAGUUUCGAUGAUAAAGUAAAUAUACAUCAUGGAGAUCGAAACAGUGAUGAAUGUUCAGAAUGUAAAAAACUACUUUGCGAGGGUGACAAGGAGAGAUUUAAUGAAGUUUCUAAUCUUACAAAUAAGACUGAUAAACCAGGCCAGCCUUUUCAAUUAACUCUGAAGUCCAAGUAUCAUGAGCGGCUAUUGAAAAUGAGUCAGGAUGAUAUGGAGGCAGCAAUAAGAAGAGUAUCUCGUGAAUCAUCCUUGGAUCAUCAGAAGAAAUCAUUCAUAAUCCAGAACCUGAUAAUGAGCCGUUGGAUUGUUCAUCAAAAGAUAUCUCAUACAGAAGUAACCAUCUCAAGUAAUGGUGGGGAAGAAAUUCCAGGUCAGCAUCCAUCUUAUCGGGAUUCUCCUGAACCAAUCCUGGGUUGCAAACACUAUAAAAGAAACUGUAAGCUUGUCAUGCCUUGUUGUAACAAGAUUUAUACGUGCAUACGUUGCCAUGAUGAGUUGGCUGAUCAUUCAACUGAUAGGAGAGCUAUUAGAAAGAUGAUGUGCAUGAAAUGCUUGAUUAUACAGCCAAUUGGAGGAACAUGCUCAUCUGUCUCCUGUAAUAAUUUAUCGAUGGGAAGAUACUAUUGCAGGAUCUGCAAAUUGCUUGAUGAUGAAAGGUGAAGGAGGCUCUGAAGAAGAUGAGGAUAAGGAGAGCAAACAGUCCUGGCUGAAUUCCUAUAGAAGUUUGGAAAAGCUAAGUGAAAGUGGAACUGUGGGAGGGGUGUGGUUGAUGAAAGCAUUCAAUAAGCUAUUAAAAACGAGUAAGAUACUUGAUAAUUUGAGGAACUCCCUUAUCCCUUAGAUAAAAAGAAAUUGGAUGAGCAAACUACAAAGUUGCACACAAUAUUGGGCACUAAACUUAAUAGAUACUGCAUUUAGUUCUGCGAAACGGUGCUUAGUAUGAUUAACUGAGAUGCCACAGGAUCUGGAAAAUAAAUUAGGUUUAAUGCCUGGGAGAUUGUCUACAGAGGUUAUUUUUCUCUUAAAAAGAAUAAGAAAUAUAGGAAGAAGAGACUUUCCUAUGGUCUUCAUGAUUUAGAGAAUGUUUAUGAUAAGAGUGCCAAGGAAAUAUUUUGGCAGGUGUUGGAGAAAUAAGGUACCCUGUCGAGUAUAUAACUUGAAAACAAAGUAUAUGCAUUACAAUUUUAGCAAUGCAUGGUUAUGUGGUGGUUAAUAACCAAUAUACAGUAAAGUCGAUAGAGUCUGAUCAUUUUCAACUAGUCACUAAACAAGAGGAGAAUAAAGAUGAGGAUAUUACGGGUGCCGUAGUUGGAUAGGCAGAUUAAAUGGAGAAAUAAGAUUAGAACCUUAUGCAUAGAAAAUCCUAAUAGGUUAAAAGUAAAUUUAAUAAACCUGUUAGUAGACAUUGAUGUAGAACAAGUAGAUGGAAUGGCAGAAGAUAUGAAACCUUGAAUCUACUUAGCUGAGCAGAAUCCACUAGGCUAAACCUUGAAAACCACAAAGGGUUCUUUGGCUCACAAUAAAUUAGGAUUCCUGAAAUCUAGAAGAGGAAAGAAAUGCCAAACUCAACUUUUCAUAUAUCAAACACUGUCCAACAAAGCUGAUAAAGGCAUAGCACAACCUUAAUUCAGAUAUGCCAAACUUAAAUUUUCACUCAUCAAAUGCUGUCACACAAAAGAAUUGUAGUUCUAUUUGGAUUGGUCCCCAUUCAGAUAUGCUCCAUGUUUCUAAAUGUAGCUGAGAUGCAGAUGUUAAAAUGGAUGUGCAGCAAGAAACAAAUAUAUUCUGUCUGCUUUCUCAGUCGCUAGAUUUCAGAGUCUACAAGAAUUUCAUUACAGUAUAUUAUCAUAAUUCGGGACUUACAUUGCAAGAUAAUCCCAUCAUAAAUUAUCAUAACAAAAUUAUACCCUCCCCUUCAAUGUUCAGAUCUAUCCAAAUUUGAUCUUCCACAUAAUCUCAAAACAUAUAGACAUUCUUUCCUUGUUAUUUAGGCAAUCUGUGUCUCUUCUCUAAAAAGGAAGUUCAAUGUGCUUUCAAUAUUUGUAAUCUUUACUCCAACAUUUUCUCUUUUAUUGUUCAUCCUCCUCCUUUUAUGUUGACAAUUAUAUAUGGUAAUAGUGCUCUCCUGCAUCAGGUCUCUGUCUAUAUAUUUUAUUUGAGUUUUUUUUGUAAAGUCCAAACUGUCA
Molecule: messenger RNA, 5281 nt
Organism: Populus euphratica (Euphrates poplar)
Lineage: Eukaryota; Viridiplantae; Streptophyta; Magnoliopsida; Malpighiales; Salicaceae
Exons: 9
Coding region: 393-3755 (1120 amino acids)
Biological process (GO): protein ubiquitination; ubiquitin-dependent protein catabolic process
Cellular component (GO): nucleus
Molecular function (GO): zinc ion binding; ubiquitin protein ligase activity
Source: RefSeq, a predicted model, not a curated record